UGCCUGUCAGCCACCCUCAGACAUCUCUGCACCUCCUCUCGGCAUAGUCCUCAGUCAGUCGGUCGGUCGGUACAGUGAAGAGCAGUGUCAUUAAUUCUUGAGAAUGCUGUCCUCAAGUCAGGUGACCUGUCUGGCGAUUUGCGCUCUCGUCCUUGUCAACCUAGUAGCGUCCAGAGAUAUCAGGAAAAGGGAAGUAGACGAUUCCGAUGCAGGCAAUGAGCCAAAGAGGAAAAGACCUUUCUGCAAUGCGUUCACAGGCUGCGGUCGAAAGCGUUCUGACGAGUCGAUGGGGGCUUUAGUGGAUGUUGGCCAGGAACCCUUGUUAGCUGAUGUGAACCGGCAAAUUAUUUCAGAGGCGAAAUUGUGGGAAGCAAUUCAAGAGGCUCGCAAUGAACUUCUCCGUCAGCGCCACCAGCAAAUGAUGCACGCCCCCGGAGGUUUGAUGGAACGAGAGCUGCCGCUUUUCAGGAAGAGGCGCGACGUUCUGAACCGUCUCCCCGAGCAGCAUGUUAGGUAAAAAUCCGGGCGGUAAGCGAGGCAAAGUGUGAGGGCACAUGAUCGGCUGGAUGACUCCCAAUGCAUUUUACACCCACAAUUUAAAGACGCAAGCAACUCUUCCACAGUAGCAGAGCACACAAACCAUUAAACAAUAAUUGUAUUGAUGUGGCGAUUUCUUAUAGAUGUAGCUACCUUGAAUGUUGCAUUACAUAAUUAUAUUAUAAAAAGACGGGGCUAUCAAAAUUAUACACGCGGCGAUCAACGUUUGAAGAUUGAGAGGAGUAUCAACUACGAAUCUUGUUUACAUUAUUUCCCACUUUAAUCAGAGCAAUCAUCGCGUAGUUUGAGAUCAAGUCUUAAUAAAAGAAAUUGGGUAACAUUAGAGCAGUUUAUAGUUUUUAUUUCAGACAAACCUAAU
Neocloeon triangulifer is the source of this 916-nucleotide messenger RNA. It is a transcript of the gene CCAP, whose product is annotated as cardioactive peptide. The transcript is spliced from 6 exons. The record is from RefSeq and is a predicted model, not a curated record. Lineage: Eukaryota; Metazoa; Arthropoda; Insecta; Ephemeroptera; Baetidae. The coding region runs from base 104 to 517 and encodes 137 amino acids.